Molecule: messenger RNA, 2069 nt
Organism: Diprion similis
Lineage: Eukaryota; Metazoa; Arthropoda; Insecta; Hymenoptera; Diprionidae
Gene: Cdc6
Product: cell division control protein 6 homolog
Exons: 4
Coding region: 93-1778 (561 amino acids)
Biological process (GO): DNA replication initiation; mitotic DNA replication checkpoint signaling; cell division
Cellular component (GO): nucleus
Molecular function (GO): ATP hydrolysis activity; DNA replication origin binding
Source: RefSeq, a predicted model, not a curated record
UUGAAACAGUGAAGUGCAGUGAAAGUAAACAGACGAUAAUUACUGUAUAUUUUGUGCUCAUAUUGCAAGCAACACCAGUACGUGUAGGCAAAAUGUCUACUAGACAAGCAACUAUACCUUUUAAUAUCAGGAAAAAAAGCUCGAACACUACGUCGUUUUAUGGCAUUAAAGAGAAAGUUGUGACAGAGGACUUCAGUAAUGCGGCGUUAAGACAAAUUCCCGAAUUGAAAUACAUCCCUACGGUUAAAAAAAUCGUAACCUUAACGAGCAGCGACUCCGACUCGGAUGGUGACGCAGAAAAUGCCGCCAUAAGAAAACCAUCGGUAAAAAAUUCGAGGAAGCGAAAUACAACCGACAAAGUUUCGACCCCAAGAAAAAACAAAGGUAAGAAAUCUGACCAUUUAUGUGAAAAUGGUGCCACUCCGCCCAAGCAGAAAAAAAUUGAGGAAUCAUUCUCUUCGACGACACCAUCCAAUUUGCUAAGUAUUCUCGAUAUCGAAUGUGUCGCAGAAGAUGUGGAAAAAUCGAAAGAUAAAAGAGUUCCUAAAUCUUCCAAGUUUCAGAGCGCCCGUCAAGCUCUGCAUAGUUCAGUAUCAGUGAAUUUACCUGGGAGAGAAAAAGAGCUGACAGAAUUGCGAGAGUUUAUAUCUGAUUGCUUGAAGAACUUUAGUUCCGGUUCUCUCUAUGUCUCUGGACCCCCAGGGACAGGGAAAACUGCUUCUUUGUCAAAGAUUAUGCUCGAGCCAGAGUUCAAGGCAGUGUUUAAAGUGAUUUAUAUUAAUUGCACGGCGAUAAAAUCAGCUGGUGCUAUUUACGCAAAAAUCGUUCAAGAUUUAGGUCUCAAUCUUGCUAAAAGUGAGAAGGCAAACAAGUCGACCGUUGAAAAGUACCUAAAGUCAAAGCAUCAAAUGCUCUUACUUGUUCUCGACGAAAUAGACCAGCUGACCACCAGAAGUCAGUCGGUUCUCUACACAAUUUUUGAAUGGCCUUCUAAAGAGGGAUCCAAACUUGUUCUGGUUGGAAUAGCAAACGCUCUGGACCUCACUGAUAGAAUCCUUCCGAGGCUACAAGCAAGGUGUGAACUCAGGCCAAAAUUGAUGCAUUUUGCACCUUAUUCUAAAAAGCAGAUAGUCGAUAUUAUCACCGAAAGACUUGAAGAGGCAAAUGUAUCUGAUGUUCUCAAUGGAGUAGCUGUUCAAAUGUUAGCGGCUAAGGUUGCAGCUAUUUCUGGGGAUAUUAGGAAGGCUCUGGAUAUCAGUCGAAGAGUCAUAGAGAUUGCAGAAGCCCAAAGAGUUGCUCAGGUUUUACAACCCUGCAAUGACAACGGUAGUAACACUGUUGGAAGUCCACGAAAACAGCAGGAGAUACCUCAAGAGAAAUCGGUUGGUUUGAAGGAAGUUGUCACGGUUCUGAACAGUGUAUAUGGAGGUGCCCAGAAUGUCAACAAUGAAGAGAGUAUAUUUCCCUUGCAGCAGAAGCUGCUAUUGUGUUCGCUGAUGCUCAUUCUUAAUAAGGGCAAGAACAAGGAUGUGACGAUUGGAAUGCUGCACGAGGUGUACAAAAAAGUUUGCAAGAAACGAAAUAUACACAUGGUCGACAUGUCCGAGUUCGUUAGCUUGUGCUCCCUCGUCGAAACUCGCGGUGUAUUAAGAAUAGUCGGUAAAAAGGAACCCAGAUUAUCCAAGGUACAUCUACAGUGGGACCAGGACGAACUUGGAGGAGCGUUGCAGGAUAAAACUAUGAUGUCAGAAAUUUUAAAUGACGCAUCUUGUCUAUAGAACGAUUCAAAGAUUGUCUAUUAGGAUCAUAAAUGGACAAGAGUAGAGUGCCUUUCGUUUUUAUUAGGAACAAUUUUUAAUUGACGUUACGUUUGACCAGAGAUUAUUUUUCGUGCCACUUGGAUUGUUCGCGCGUUUUUGGAAUGCACGUGACAACGUUUUGUAAGAUUUUUCAAUCAAUUUUAUUUAUUAUCGAUUAUUUUAUCAAUCAUCGAAAUCGGUUUAUCGACUUAUCAGAAUUGCACGAGUCAAACGAAACAAUAUUGACACGCUCUUAGAGUAAUAUUUUUU